AUGGCGACCGAAAGUAAACCGCUACUGGAGCAAGUUAAAAAAGCCGCCCCAAAAAUCCUUGAAGCCAUUAUCGGCUGGACGAUCAUCACUUUCUACACGAUUCUUGUAUUUUUCCAGUUGCUAUGGAGCAGAAUUCGCGGUCACAAACUUUGCCAUCGGGAACUACAUCAGCGCCCGGAAAUCCUGGAUAAGGACUGGAAACAUCAUUAUAUUCAGCUGGCUACGGUUCGCCUGCACUACGUUCAAGCUGGCGAGGACGAUAAGCCGCUAAUGGUGUUGAUUCACGGCUUCCCGGAAUUCUGGUAUUCCUGGAGAUACCAGUUGGAACAUUUCCAAAAGGAUUAUCGGGUGGUUGCCAUUGAUCAGCGGGGAUACCACGAGUCUGAUCGCCCUAUGGGAGUCGCCGAAUACACCACCAAGAUCCUGGCUUCAGAUAUUGAGCAGCUGAUCAAGAAAUUAGGCUACAAAAACGCGGUGGUUGGAGGACAUGAUUGGGGAGCAAUGGUGGCUUGGCAUGUUGCUUUGAACCAUCCUCAAGUCGUCAAGAAGCUUAUCAUCUGCAACGUCCCCCAUCCCGGUGUGGCCACGCAUAAUAUGAGGACCAACUGGAAGCAGUUCUUGGCUUCUUGGUACAUCUUCUUCUUCCAAGUCCCGCUCUUCCCCGAAUUCCUCGUCUCCACUGAAGACUACAAAAUGAUGGAAGUUAUGAUGCGCGGUAAGAAAGGCGGACUCCGACUUCACCCGGAAAACUUUGGGCCUGAAGAAGUCGAGGCCUGGAAAUACGUGUUUUCGCAGCAAGGCGCUCUAACCGGUCCAAUCAACUAUUAUCGAGCUGCUCUACGAUAUCCAUCAAAAACAACGUUGAAUGAUAUUGUUAAGCCCCCAACUCUUGUCGUCUGGGGUACCGAUGAUCCGUUUUUAAUCAAGGAGGGCGCUGAACAAUCCAUUAGCUGCUGCCAGAACGGACGUGUCGCGUACGUGGAGGGUGCCUCUCACUGGGUGCAACAAGAUGAUCCCGUUGCCGUCAAUCGGCACAUUGAGGAAUUUUUGGCUGAGAAA
Mesorhabditis spiculigera is the source of this 1059-nucleotide messenger RNA. The record is from the annotation of a GenBank genome assembly. Lineage: Eukaryota; Metazoa; Nematoda; Chromadorea; Rhabditida; Rhabditidae.